Molecule: messenger RNA, 597 nt
Organism: Numida meleagris (helmeted guineafowl)
Lineage: Eukaryota; Metazoa; Chordata; Aves; Galliformes; Numididae
Gene: MRPL46
Product: mitochondrial ribosomal protein L46
Exons: 4
Coding region: 1-597 (198 amino acids)
Cellular component (GO): mitochondrial large ribosomal subunit
Molecular function (GO): structural constituent of ribosome
Source: RefSeq, a predicted model, not a curated record
AUGGCGGCGCCCAGCGCGGGGCGGUGUGGGUUCCGCCGGAGCGCGAUGGCGGCCCGCGCGUGGUGGGCUGUGGGGUGCGGCCGGUGGCUGAGUACCGUUCCUACUGCUGCUGCUGCUGCUCCCCCUCCCCGACCGUGGAAGCUCUUCGGGGCCCUGUGCCUGCUGAGGCUGCCCCGUAUCACGCAGCCCCUCCAGAAGGAGGAGGAGGAGAUGGCGGCCCUCAUGGAGCAGAUAGAGCUGGAGAGAAGCCACUACUCUGAUCAUGAAAUCCUUGUCAUGGCUCAGGACCUGGAGGAGAAGUGGGAACAGAAGCUGCUGCGGUUCAGCCCGGCCCCGCGGGUUACAGGUGAUCACAUUCAAGCCAAAAUCCUGGGGAAUGCACCAUAUGGGAUUUACAAGUAUAAAUUCCCCAGGGCCAUCAGGACUGAGGAUAACGUGGGAGCCAAAGUAUUCUUCUACAAAGCCUUCCUCCAAAGCAGUGAUUUGUCCCAGGCAGAGCUGAAGAAAGAUUAUCUGUGGGUUACAAAGGAUGAGCUGGGAGAUUACUUGAAGUCGGAAUACCUGAAAAAAGUCAAUCGAUUUCUUCUGGACUUAUAA